AUGGUACCGCCCUUCCUGAAGAACGUCUCCCCCGCUACUUCGCCAAGCACGGACACGCUGAUGCUGAUCCCAAGGGUGUCAAGAAGCAGGGCGGUGCUGCGCCUCGAUACUAAUGCCGAUAGGGGCCGUGACGGCGAGGAAGUCCAAGACUAUGACUACACUUUCAACAACGCUCGUCGUCGAUCCAACUCCAGCACCCAAGCUCUAGGAGACUUUAAGACCAAGUUCGAAGCCAUGGAUACCGAUCCCGUCUUCGAGGAAGAGUUGCACGGACCGACCGAAGAGGAUAUCGAGAAGGCUUCCACCCAUGACAGCACUGAUUCCAGCACCUUGGGAGGAAGUGUUGAUGAUGACGACAAGAAGAUGUAA
Cladophialophora yegresii CBS 114405 is the source of this 369-nucleotide messenger RNA. RefSeq lists its product as uncharacterized. NCBI's taxonomy places the organism in Eukaryota, Fungi, Ascomycota, Eurotiomycetes, Chaetothyriales, Herpotrichiellaceae. The coding region runs from base 1 to 369 and encodes 122 amino acids. The transcript is spliced from 2 exons. The record is from RefSeq and is a predicted model, not a curated record.